GGGCCUGGAGACCUGAAGGCAGUCUGGGCAGACAGGGGACACAAGAGGGGUUGGCUAGGGGCCUCAGCAACACUUGCUGCUGGGUGGAAAAUUGUAAACAGCCAAAGAAUGUUGUUUGCUUGCAUGAAGCCAAGGGAGGCUGCCCAGGUCCGUGGGGAGAGGCAGCCAGGCCAGGAGCAGGGCAGGGCCUCAUCUUGGAAGCCUGAUGCUCCUCUAGGCUCCCUCCUGAUGCCCCCUGGUCCUUCUCCCACUGCUGCUAGAUAGGUUCCAGGGACUACCUACCCUAUGGGGCACCGGUCACCUUGAGAUCCAGCAGGAAAGAGCCGUCUCUACCUGCCCAACCCUUGCUCCCAUUCCACUCAUGGGGAGGCCACUGUCUGCAGCCAGUCUCAGCUGCCUGAGCCGGUCACCCGAUCCACCCUGUAGCCCUGCAAACGUUAUGAUCCUGGGGCAGAGUCCAGGGCUGCUGAAGGCUCCUCCGCACACGCCUGCUGAACCCUGGGCGCCCUGAGCUGCCGGCAUGGGGCGGGCCGAGGCCGCCGCCAUGAUCCCAGGCCUGGCCCUUCUCUGGGCAGCAGGGCUGGGGGAUGCUGCCCCUAACCUUCCCCGCCUUCGGCUCUCCUUUCAAGAAUUACAGGUGCAGCAUGGUGUCCGAACCUUCAGGCUGGAACGGACCUGCUGUUAUGAGGCCUUGCUGGUGGACGAGGAGCGUGGACGCCUGUUUGUGGGUGCUGAGAACCAUGUGGCUUCCCUCAGCCUGGACAACAUCAGCAAGAGAGCCAAGAAGCUGGCCUGGCCGGCCCCUGUGGAAUGGCGAGAAGAGUGCAACUGGGCAGGGAAGGACAUUGGUACCGAGUGCAUGAACUUCGUGAAGCUGCUACACGCCUAUAACCACACCCAUUUGCUGGCCUGCGGCACUGGGGCCUUCCACCCAACCUGUGCAUUUGUGGAAGUGGGCCACCAGCUGGAGGAACCCGUGCUCCGACUGGACCUGAGGAAGCUGGAGGACGGCAAGGGGAAGAGUCCUUACGACCCGAGGCACCGAGCUGCCUCCGUGCUGGUGGGGGACGAGCUGUACUCAGGGGUGGCGGCGGACCUCAUGGGCCGAGACUUUACCAUCUUUCGCAGCCUGGGUCAGAAUCCGAGUCUCCGGACAGAGCCCCAUGAUUCCCGCUGGCUCAAUGAACCCAAGUUUGUCAAGGUCUUCUGGAUCCCAGAGAGCGAGAACCCUGAUGACGAUAAGAUCUAUUUCUUCUUCCGUGAGUCCGCAGUGGAAGCAGCACCAGCAAUGGGACGCAUGACAGUGUCUCGCGUUGGCCAGAUCUGCCGGAAUGACCUGGGCGGCCAGCGCAGCUUGGUCAACAAAUGGACCACAUUUCUGAAGGCGCGGCUUGUGUGCUCGGUACCUGGAGUGGAGGGUGACACCCACUUUGACCAACUUCAGGAUGUGUUCCUUUUGUCCUCUCGGGACCGCCAGACGUCACUUCUCUAUGCCAUCUUCUCCACCUCCAGUGGCAUCUUCCAGGGCUCUGCUGUGUGUGUGUACAGCAUGAAUGAUGUGCGCCGAGCCUUCUUGGGACCUUUUGCUCACAAGGAGGGACCUACACAUCAGUGGGUGUCCUACCAGGGUCGCGUCCCCUACCCACGACCUGGCAUGUGCCCCAGCAAGACUUUUGGCACCUUCAGCUCCACCAAGGACUUCCCAGAUGAUGUAAUUCAAUUUGCUCGGAACCACCCUCUCAUGUACAACUCCGUCCUGCCGAUGGGGGGGCGCCCUCUCUUCCUACAAGUGGGAGCAGGCUACACCUUCACCCAGAUCGCUGCAGACCGAGUAGCAGCUGCUGACGGACACUACGAUGUUCUCUUCAUUGGUACAGAUGUGGGCACCGUGCUGAAAGUGAUCUCAGUCCCCAAGGGCAGCCGACCUAACUCUGAAGGACUUCUCCUGGAAGAGCUGCAGGUGUUUGAGGACUCUGCCGCCAUCACCAGCAUGCAGAUCUCCUCUAAAAGGCACCAACUCUACGUGGCAUCACCCAGCGCAGUGGCCCAGAUUGCUUUGCACCGUUGCACUGCCCUUGGCCGCGCAUGUGCAGAAUGCUGCCUGGCCCGUGACCCUUACUGUGCCUGGGAUGGGUCAGCCUGCACACGCUUCCAGUCUACUGCCAAGAGGCGGUUCCGGAGGCAAGAUGUAAGGAACGGUGACCCCAGCACCCUGUGCCCCGGGGACUCCUCUCAUCCUGCGCUGCUGGAGAGAAAGGUCUUAGGUGUGGAGAGAGGCAGUGCUUUUCUAGAGUGUGAGCCCCGCUCGCUCCAGGCCCAUGUGGAGUGGACCUUCCAUCGUGCAGGGGAGGCAGCCCACACCCAGGUGCUGGCUGAGGAGCGCGUUGAGCGGACUGCACGGGGGCUGCUGUUGCGUGGUCUGCGGCGCCAGGACUCUGGCGUGUAUCUGUGCGUGGCAGUUGAGCAAGGCUUUUCACAGCCACUGCGUCGCCUGGUACUUCAUGUCCUGAGUGCGGUACAGGCUGAACGACUGGCACGGACCGAGGAGACGGCAGCCCCCGCACCACCAGGCCCUAAACUCUGGUACCGGGACUUCCUGCAGCUGGUGGAGCCAGGCGGCGGCGGAGGUGGAGGCGUGACCUCCCUGCGAAUGUGCCGCCCGCAGUCAGGGCCCCACUCUGUGGCCGCAGAAUCUCGUCGUAAGGGUCGCAACAGGCGGAUGCAUGUCUCUGAGCUGCGUGCUGAGCGUGGACCACGUAGCGCAGCACACUGGUGACUGGGUGGUCCCCACACUGGGGGGCCAGGAUGGAUAUGACACUCAGAGGAGGGGGCAGACAGAUGCCAGGAAGGCAGAUGAGUUGUGGCUGGGGCACACUGAGGUCCUCGGACCAAUGGGGACACCUAACCCAUAAGUAGGCCCUGGCCAAAGGGUAGCUUAUUUAUUAACAAAAUAACUCGUGAACGUAGCC
This is a messenger RNA of Acomys russatus (golden spiny mouse), 2969 nucleotides long. RefSeq names its product semaphorin 3B (gene Sema3b). Gene Ontology annotation, biological process: negative chemotaxis; semaphorin-plexin signaling pathway; positive regulation of cell migration. The record is from RefSeq and is a predicted model, not a curated record. The coding region runs from base 521 to 2776 and encodes 751 amino acids. Gene Ontology annotation, molecular function: semaphorin receptor binding; chemorepellent activity. The transcript is spliced from 19 exons. Lineage: Eukaryota; Metazoa; Chordata; Mammalia; Rodentia; Muridae.